Molecule: messenger RNA, 1589 nt
Organism: Puma concolor (puma)
Lineage: Eukaryota; Metazoa; Chordata; Mammalia; Carnivora; Felidae
Source: RefSeq, a predicted model, not a curated record
AUGGAAUUUCCUUCUGAGGAUAGAGUUAACCACCAAAAAGGGUCACAGCCAUCAUGGGAACAGACACCGUCUCUCUGAAGGCACAUCAGAUCUGCCAGAGUAAAAGACCAAGGUACGGUAGCUCACAAAGGAAUGCCACCAGCUUAGCUUUACUACAAGAAGUCCCAGGAACACCUGUUCCAGGUCAGCUUCUCACCUGGUUAGUCCACAUCGAUUAUCAUCGCAUGGAAUUGGUUCAAUCAGGAGAAAAUAGCAUCAAGGGAAGCUCCAGGAACAAACUGGAAAUCAGGACAUGUUUGGAUGGAAGAGAAACAGAGCGCAACCGCCCGUCUGCCUCAUUCUCUGAUGUGACCUACAGAGAUUAGAGGCAGAAGCUGGGCUCCCAGAUCUUGCUAAAGGUCUCACUGCACUCAGCUCCCACAGAGAAGCUGUGGUCAGAGCAGAGAAGACUUCGUCUGGGCGUCUCCACGCAAGGUACAUCCUGAUUAUUGAAGAGCAGAUUGUGUACUGAAGGCUCCCAAUCGCUUUCAGAAGCUAAUAAAGGGCGACUUCAGCUCAGUUCACUGCCAAGGAGUGACCUUCAGAGACCAUGGCCCAGAGUCUGCAAGAGGAGGUGACCUGUCCGGUUUGUCUGGAAAUUUUCUUAAGCCCCAUUUUACUCCCCUGUGCACACAUUUUCUGCUUUCAUUGCGUGCAAAGAUGGAUGCUAGAACACAGGGAUCUGAAAUUGACCUGCCCCGUGUGUCGAGGGGUAAGUGACAGCCCCCCUUUGGAGGAAUGGCAGAUUGGAGCACUAUCACUUCUGUUCACACAGCACAGUGCCCUACUGGAGAAAAGUCUGCACGUAAGCAAUGAGUUGUUGAGGUUCCGGGAGGAUGUGACCCUGGAUACAAGCACCGCCCACUCCUUCCUCAUCCUCUCUGAUGACCUCAAGAAUGUUCGGUGUGGGAAGAUCUGCCGCAACCCAGUGGAAGAUCCCCAGAGGUUCACCCACCUGGCCUGUGUCCUGGGCACCCCAUGCUUCUCCUCCGGCUGCCAUUACUGGGAGGUCGAAGUGGGACAGGCGGAGGAGUGGACCCUGGGGAUCUGCCAGGAAUCAGUCGACAGAAAGAGAAAGGCCGGUUUCUCCUCCGAGCAUGGCUUCUGGUUUAUCAGCAUGAAAGCAGGGACCAUCUAUACCAGCUCCUUCCCAGAAACCAGAAUUCCUGCGAGCCCUGAACUUAGCCACGUAGGAAUUUUUUUAGAUGUCGAGAUGGAAGAAAUCAAGUUUUUUGAUGUGAGAGGUAAUACCCUCAUCUACACACACAGUCAUCUCUCACGUGUGGAGCCUUUGCGUCCAUUCUUCUGUCCCGAGCUGCCUAGAGAAAGUGACAGUGGUGCCUCCCUGAAACUCUGCUCAUGAGAAACUCAGCACUUCCUAGAAGAUUUCUCAGAGGUGAAUGAGACCUUUGACUCGAGAAAGGGCAGAAUGACCUAGAGAGAGACCAUGUGUGUAGUAGAAAGGUUGUGCCGAUUUUUGAAAUAGAUUUUGUAGACUUUGCAGCUGAAUAGUUUUUGGGGUGCAUUUUGUAGACUUCGUAGCUAAAGAA